GGCCGCCGACGUUCAGUUUCCCUGCCGCUGCUGCCAGUGUGUCGGUGCGUCCGCGGCACACGCGCUCCUGUCGCCAUGGCAACCGACGGCGACGCAGAAGCCGGCGUCGAGCUGUGCCCACUGCGCCUCAACCUCGAGUUCCGCGAUCUCAGUUACGUCGUGCCCGGCGCCAAAGGUGCUGCUCCAAAACAAGUGCUGAGGCAGGUGUCUGGCCGCUUCCUGUCAGGCAGGUUGGCUGCCGUGCUGGGUGCAUCUGGCGCAGGGAAAACCUCACUCCUCAAUGUACUGUCUGGGUUCAGGACCACAGGCGUGACAGGCAGGGUGACCGUGAAUGGUCAGAUGAGGCCAUGGAGCGAUUUCCGUCGCAUCAGCUGCUACAUCACGCAGGAGUUUACCAUGCUGGAUAACCUGACUGUGCACGAGAGUCUCGAGUUGGCAGCAAGACUCAAACUUGGGCCAGGCUGUGACCGCAAUCUUGUAGUGAACUACAUUUUAAGACUGAUGAAUCUGCAAGACAGCUUGAAUACUAGAGUGAAGAAUUUAUCAGGAGGAGAAAAGAAGAGAUUAUCAAUUGGUGUUGAAUUAGUUACUAAUCCUCCAAUCAUGUUCUUUGAUGAACCAACAAGUGGGCUUGACAGCAUAUCAUCUGUACAAAUGAUAUCUCAUUUAAAAUCUCUGGCAGGAGGUGGCCGAACUGUGAUAUGUGUUGUGCAUCAGCCGAGUUCUAGGUUAUUUCAAAUGUUUGAUGACUUGCUCGUCAUGUCAGAUGGUCAGUGUAUUUAUAAUGGCUUCAUCAGUAAUAUGAUUGAAACUUUUGAAGCUGCUGGAUUUCACUACCCCAUGUAUUAUAACCCAGCUGACUUUGCACUUGAGGUUGCUUGCAAAGAGCGAGGACAAACAAUAGAAAAUUUGGUCAAUUUCUAUGUGCAGAAAAAUUUUUCAAAUGAAGCCCAUGAGGAAAAGGAUGUUAUGGAAUUACAUGAUCCAAAGGAGGAGACUGUUAAUGAAGAAACUCGGAUGAUAAGCAAUGGAGAAGCAAAUCAUGAUCCUGCUGCACAAAAUAGGGCAGCUGUAAGGAAAUGGUACUGCUCUUCUCCCUAUCCUAUUAGCAGAUGGAGACAAUUUGCUAUUCUGUUGCAAAGGUCAAUGCGGUGUACAUUCCGCGAUACGCACUUGGCCUAUAUAAGAUUUGUAACACAUGUUGUUGUUGGAUUAUUACUUGGUACACUAUACUAUGGGAUUGGAAAUGAUGCUGCAAAAGUGGAAAGUAAUGUGGCAUGUCUGUUCUUCUUCAUCAUGUUCCUGUUCUUCUCAAAUGCUGUUCCAACUGUUCAUGCAUUUCCUUUAGAAGCAUCUGUGUUUCUACGAGAGCACCUGAACAACUGGUACUGCCUCACAUCUUACUACUUUGCAAAACUGCUUUCAGAUAUUCCAUUACAGGUACUGUGUCCUGCUUGUUUUGUACUGAUAGCAUACUUCAUGACAGGACAACCAUAUGACCACCAGAGAAUCUAUAUGUUCCUUUUGGUUUGCAUGUUGAUGACAAUGAUUGCUCAAACUCUUGGACUAGUUGCAGGUGCAAUUUGCAAUAUACAGCUUGGAACAUUUAUACUGGCUGCAGUAACAAUUCCAAUGUUCCUUUUCUCUGGUUUCUUUAUGAGGCUGGAUGAUAUACCGUCAUAUUUUGUGCCUCUGACUUAUUUAAGUCUCUUCAGAUAUGGAUUUGAGGCAAUUGUGUUGUGCAUUUAUGGAUUUGGACGGAAGAAUCUUGUGUGUUCAGAAAUAUACUGCUAUUACAAGGAUCCCUCCAAGUUUCUUGAAAACAUGGGGAUGGCCCAUAGUGAUUACUGGAUGGAUAUAUGUGGCCUUGUUACGUGGCUAGUGAUACUGCAACUGACACUGUUUGUGACCUUGAAUAUUAGGCUACAUAAAUCUAGAUGAAGAAUACUACUGUACUUUGUUUCUUCUUUUUGAAGAGAAUGAAUGCAAGAGGCAACCAUGAAUAAUUUUUGGGUGAAUGGGGAAUGCCAGAAGCAUCAGACGCUUUAUGUCACAUAAAGUGGACAAUGUGCACUGCUACUGGUGUUCUAGGUUGUUUGUAAGAACAGUUAUGUACAUAUUUGCUGCAAGGCUACUUGUAGCGGAAAAAAUUAAGAUCUGGAACAGACGGACAUUGUCUCUAAUAUUUAUUUUUGCAAAACAUGUUGUGUGACACUAGAUUUAAUGCACUUUUUUUAAAUGAUGACCUGAGUGUAAUAUAUUAUUUUGGGAUAAGCUAACAUGCUCGCUAUAUUAGGCAAAAUUGUAAACACAAGAAAUGAAUUCUCAUAAACUAUUCAUUUUUAAUUCUUUUUAUACUUACAAGAAUUUUGCUAUAUUAGCUCUAACGUAAUAUAGAAUGUUUGGAACUAACUUUUAUAGCUGUACUUCCUCUUAACUUGGGAAGAGACUGCUGGAAAGAUAUGACAAUUUUCUAUUGAAGAUAUUUUUCCAUUUUAACAUCUGUCUAAUCAGUGUACAGUAACUGUAUAUGGCUUUUCCUCAGUAUUUUUUACUAUUACUAUAAUUCAUGUGAUAAAAUAAGUCUUCUUCCUAAACUUUGUUUUCAGAAUGUACCUGAUUUGUGUAACAAAAAGCAUGAUAAAUUAAAUAUCUGUCCUCAUGAC
Messenger RNA from Schistocerca piceifrons (Central American locust), 2666 nucleotides. Its product is annotated as ATP-binding cassette sub-family G member 4. Lineage: Eukaryota; Metazoa; Arthropoda; Insecta; Orthoptera; Acrididae. Gene Ontology annotation, molecular function: ABC-type transporter activity; ATP hydrolysis activity; ATP binding. The transcript is spliced from 11 exons. Gene Ontology annotation, cellular component: plasma membrane. The coding region runs from base 76 to 1941 and encodes 621 amino acids. The record is from RefSeq and is a predicted model, not a curated record.